Messenger RNA from Paramormyrops kingsleyae, 4359 nucleotides. It is a transcript of the gene arhgap40, whose product is annotated as Rho GTPase activating protein 40. Gene Ontology annotation, cellular component: cytoplasm. Gene Ontology annotation, biological process: regulation of small GTPase mediated signal transduction; regulation of actin filament polymerization; signal transduction. Gene Ontology annotation, molecular function: GTPase activator activity. The record is from RefSeq and is a predicted model, not a curated record. NCBI's taxonomy places the organism in Eukaryota, Metazoa, Chordata, Actinopteri, Osteoglossiformes, Mormyridae.
GGUGGAAGCGAGGGCCAGCUUGCUACCGCCCCCCCCCCAAAACGAGCCUCCCCAGUGGAAGUGAUGUCGAAGCGCUGCCCCUUGGCCGCUGCCCCUGGCCCGCUCCUUUCCUGUGGCAGGAUAUGACGCGUCCGCGGCGCUGUCCUCGCUCGCGAUGUGUUUACGCCCUGAGACAGUCAUACGGGGGAAGCAGCUUGCCGGCGAGCAGACGGGCUGUCGUUUCCUGCCAUUCGCGACGCGCCGGUGGUCCCAAGACCAGGAUGCCGUGGGGGAGAGGGGCCUCCCAGGCCUUGCUGCAGCUGGCCGGCAGGGUUAGCGAGCGCCCGGGGGCCAGACGCUCCAGCCACUCCGAGAUGAACGUGGAGGCCUGGGCCGGCUCCCAGGACCAGGCCGCCGCUGACCUCACGCCGUCCCCGGCGCGCCCGGAUAAGCUGUGCCUGGACUCCUUCUGGAGCGAGGUAGAGACCAUCCGGCAGGGCGGCUCCUACAGCGAGUCGGACGGCGCCCGGCGUGACUCCAAGAACUCAGAAGAGGGCGAGCAGGAGGUGCAGUGGCUGCAGGACGCCGGGCUGUCCACGCUGAUCAGUGGCGGCGACGGCGGACACGAGGACGACGUGGAGAAGGCGGUGCUGCUGUCCACCUUGACGCGCACCCAGGCCGCCGCCGUGCAGCGCCGCCUCGACUCCUAUACCUGCUCCCUGCGCCGGAGGAACAAGCCCUCGCCGCGGGACGUGCGGGACGUAUUUGCCCCACUCACCGCCCCGACCACUGUGCCGGAAUCUCAGUACGCUGAGCAUCGGAGUCCUGAGAGCAGGAUGGAGACCCCUCCAACAGCCAUCAGUGUGGAGCCGCAGGCAGGGACUCAGAGGGAGGAGAUCUUCAUCACUGACAUUGCGUAUUGCGAACAGGCAGCCAUCCUCCUCAAACAGGCCAAGCUGCCGCAAAACAGCACCUCCCGCAGGAAAGAUGACGGCACUCUACCCAAGGUGAUCUGCCCCCAGUGUCGGCUGGGGGUCACCCACAUCCAGGACCUGUCCCAAGCGGACAUGAAGAAGGUGCGGCAGCUGGCUCUCAUCGACAUGACCGCCCUGUGCGACCUUCUGGAGCUGGAGGUCAAGAGGCACAAGACCUGCAAGAGGAGGAUGCCAGAAGGCGCCCUCUUCGGGGUUCCUCUGGCCAUGCUGGUGGAGAGCGAUCAGAAGUUGAAGCCCUGUACCUCUGUCCCUCUCGUCCUGCAGGCACUGCUGUCCUUCCUGGAGAAGAAGGGCAUCGACUCAGAGGGCAUCCUGCGAGUUCCAGGGUCCCAGUCCAGGAUUAAGAUGCUGCAGCAGAAACUGGAGGGCACUUAUUACUCUGGGGACUUCAACUGGGAUGAGGUGAGCCCCAACGACGCGGCCGCCUUGCUGAAGAAGUUCAUCCGCGAGCUACCCUCGCCGCUGCUGAGCGCGGAGUACCUCAACACGUUCAGCGCCGUGCGCGACAUUCCUGAGCUGAAACAGAAGCUUCACAUGCUGAACCUACUGGUCAUACUGCUUCCGGAAGCCAACAGGAACACUCUGAAGGUGCUCCUGGAGUUCCUCAGUAAGGUGGUGUCCCGGGAGAAGCGGAACCGCAUGAACCUGUGGGCUGUCUCCACCAUCAUGGCGCCAAACCUCUUCCUGCACAAGGCUGUCCCCAGCCGGCUGACGGAGGGCAUGGAGAAGGGGCAGGCAGAGAGGGCAGCUGACAUCAUGAGGCUGCUCAUCCGCUACCAGGACCUCCUCUGGACGGUCCCCAACUUCCUGAUGAGCCAGGUCCGCAAGCUGAACGAGAACAGCAGCCGGCGGUACCAGUUCUACGAUAAGCGCAUCAAGAACCUCCUGAGGAAGAUCCACACUGACAGCCGAGACAAGCCGGAGAAGUCCUCCUCAGAGCCCUGCCGAACCGUUAAGAUUCAGGUGGGCGACAUGUUGAGCAGCUCCAUUGAGGUCCACCUCAACAUCAACUCGCGCGCAGCAGACCUGCUGGCCCAGGUCCACCAAGACCUGUGCCGCUCUGACAGUGGCAAAGGGCUGAAAAGAAACGGCUGCUUCACCUACCAUGACUGUGCCAUUUAUGAAGUGGGCGGGAACAUUGGUGAGCACUGCCUGGACCCUAACACCCACCUGCUGGACCUGUACAACAGCAACCCGGGGGGGGAGUGGGUGAUUAAGCUGAAAUCAGCAGCUAACAGAGGCCUCUGAGGACAGAUGCAGAGACCCCCCCCCGGCCCCCCGCACUUUGCUACUUUGAAUCCCUUGUGGGAAAAUCCUGAUGUAACUGCUGUGGCCCCACCCCCCGCCGCAGGCGUGCGGAGACUGAGUGUGCGGCAGCCCACCAAGGGCACCUCCAGGCAAUGGCGCUGGCGAGACAGGGGGAAACCUUCUGGAAACAUCUCUGAUGGACAUGAGAGGGAGGAGGCUUGGACAUGUGUUUCAAAAUCAGGCCGCCGUCCCCAAACCUAUAUGAGCGCCAUGAUUUAUCGUCACAUGGAGAGGAAGGUCCGUAUUCAUGAAAGCUGCCAUCUUGGCUCCUCUGCAGGGAGGCCCCCGGAAGGUGGACAGAGAUUCCGAACUGCAAUUCCCCGGUGGGCUCCUUGUAAGACAUUUCUUCUGUUACAGAAGAAUCUUCUUGAACAUUGACUGGGACAACGAAGCUGGACUUCUGCUUUCUCCUCUGAUUGAACGUUUUUUAAAAUAUUGCCUCGCGCGACUUAUUUAUGAAUGUUGUCAAGAAUGUUUGUGCGGAUAUUUAUCUGCAGAGAAAUUCUCACAAAUGUGACACACAUACGAAAGUCAUUAAGCCCUUAUUUUUCCUCUCCUUUUUCGUGUCGUUCAUCGUUCGUAUUACCUGAGGUUCGUCUUAAUCGAUGUCUCCUAUAUAAACCGCAUGAAGUGUCAGUAUAUAUUAAACAGAAUCAACUCAAACGGUUUGAAUGUGAAUAGUUUUUAUGAACCACAUGGACUUGUAUAGUCUGAUGCGAGCUGAAUUAUAAGCAGUAGUUCUUGUGUGCAUCAUCUUAUAUUAGCAGAACGUGAUAUAUGGUCAAACACAUGGUGGGAUAAAUGCCGUUGAGACCUUCCUACAAUAACACUAACAGAGGGCAUCCAUCAAACGGGCUAAUUCAUUUGCUGUCAGUACACGUAUGGAACCAGAAUCGGGGAUAAUAAAUGAAAUGCAUUAUGAGUGAAUAAUUGUAUCUGAGAUCCGAUAAAGCGGGUUGCGGGAGCUGGGUUUUAUGAGUCUCCUCGGGCUGGGCAAUGUGGGGGACCACGCAUGGCCAAGAUGGCCGACCGCACCGCCUGGCCGUCGGGCCUCAUUACUCAAACGCUUCGUUUGGCUGCCCCAGGUUUUGGCCCACGGUCCGGUGCUCAGGCACAAAGCAGCAGAGAGGCAGCCUCAUGCUGAUACCACUGAUCUAAAGUAGGUCACCUUGAGAGUGUUUCCCCCAGAGGGCAGAGCGUGAUGCUGUACCCCAGUAAGCGCCACAUGCCAACCACCCCUCCCCAGGCAUGCGCAGACUUACACAAUAACCGGCAGCUAGGUGAUGACCUGCCUGUACUCUCCCGCCACACACCCCCUUCCAUGGUGCCCUCAUGCAUGUUCCAUGACCCUUAUGUGUUGAAACAUAUAACACAAAGACGACCAAACCUUUUUGGUAACACGAAAAGCUUGCAAAGACUAUGUACAAUGCAGUAUAACCCCUACGAUUCCUCAUGCACAUUGCAAUGGAGUUUAAGGGUGGAUUUCACUAUGUCUGUAUUAUAAUGUAUUAUAUAUGCAUUAUUAUGCAUAACAGUGUUUCAUGAUUGUGUCAUUGGAGUCAUUUGCAGGGGGUAUCUGUAGGAAGCAUUACUCCCCCCCCUUACUGGCAGCAGCAAUGGAAACAUUUUUGUUGAUGAUGUAUGUUUCAGACCUGGUUCUGAUAUGUAUCUGUGACAUAAAUGGCUUGAUGGUAUCUAUGGGAAUGGUGUCAUGUGAAUGUGAUUGUUUUUGUAGAGCUGACAGAGAGAUGUAGAAUUUCCUUAAUAUAUUUUGACUUUAUUUGAUUUCGAGGUUAACUCUGAUAAACUGCUAAAAAAAUAUUGCAAGGGUGGUAUCUUAAUUGUAUGUCUAAUCUGUUCUCUGAUGUAAGGUGAGCUGCAGAUGUGAGUGUGGAUCACCAAUGUCCAUUUUAUUGUACUUUAUGCACUUGAUUGCUUUGCGAGAUAUAUAUGUUUACAGAUUUCAACAUUUUCUAUUGUUCGGUAGGACAGCCAGGUAAAUUAUGUCAGUGUUCUUUUUGUAAGAAUGAAGAAAUAUCUGAUUUUUUAAAAACCAAUAAAUCAAUUUUAAAAAUCA